Molecule: messenger RNA, 4125 nt
Organism: Lepus europaeus (European hare)
Lineage: Eukaryota; Metazoa; Chordata; Mammalia; Lagomorpha; Leporidae
Gene: TTC14
Product: tetratricopeptide repeat domain 14
Exons: 12
Coding region: 147-2465 (772 amino acids)
Molecular function (GO): protein binding; nucleic acid binding
Source: RefSeq, a predicted model, not a curated record
CACUUCCGGGAGGCUACCCUGUAAGUGGCUGUGCGGUGUGCUUCCGGCCGCCUUCGGGCUGCCGUCCACUGUGCCUCGGAGCUCCAGUAGCGGACACGGGGCAAGAUACGAGCAGCGCCCCGGAAGCCGCGCAGGUCUCUACAGCCAUGGACCGGGACCUUCUGCGGCAGUCGCUGAAUUGCCAUGGCCCGUCUUUGCUCUCCCUGCUGCGGAGCGAACAGCAGGACAACCCGCACUUCCGGAGCCUCCUGGGGUCGGCGGCCGAGCCUGCCCGGGGCCCGCCGCUCCAGCCCCAGUUACAGGGCAGAAAAGAGAAGAGAGUUGACAACAUUGAAAUACAAAAAUUCAUUUCCAAAAAAGCAGAUCUGCUUUUUGCGCUUUCCUGGAAGUCAGACACACCCGCAAAUUCCGAAGUUAAUGAAGACAGUGAAGAUCAUUAUGCAGUCAUGCCACCUUUAGAGCAGUUCAUGGAGAUACCUAGCAUGGACCGGAGAGAGCUGUUUUUCCGAGAUAUUGAGCGCGGUGAUAUAGUCAUUGGUAGAAUCAGUUCCAUUCGAGAAUUUGGUUUUUUCAUGGUAUUGAUCUGUUUAGGAAGUGGCAUCAUGAGAGAUAUAUCCCACUUAGAAAUCACAGCUCUUUGUCCUUUAAGAGAUGUACCUUCUCACAGUAACCAUGGGGAUCCUUUAUCUUAUUACCAAACUGGUGACAUCAUUCGAGCUGGAAUCAAGGAUAUUGACAGAUACCAUGAAAAGCUUGCAGUAUCUCUGUAUAGCUCAUCUCUUCCACCACACCUGUCUGGCAUUAAAUUAGGUGUAAUUAGCUCUGAAGAACUUCCUUUGUACUAUAGGAGGAGUGUUGAACUAAGUAGCAAUUCUUUAGAUUCCUAUGAAAAUAUCAUGCAGAGUUCUUUGGGAUUUGUUAAUCCAGGAGUAGUUGAAUUCCUUCUUGAAAAACUAGGAAUAGAUGAAUCUAAUCCACCAUCUUUAAUGAGAGGCCUACAAAGCAAAAAUUUCUCUGAAGAUGAUUUCGCUUCUGCAUUAAGAAAGAAACAAUCUGCAUCUUGGGCUUUAAAAUGUGUGAAGAUUGGAGUUGAUUAUUUUAAGGUUGGACGACAUGUGGAUGCUAUGAAUGAAUAUAAUAAAGCUUUGGAAAUAGACAAACAAAAUGUGGAAGCUUUAGUCGCACGUGGAGCCUUAUAUGCAACAAAAGGAAGUCUGAACAAAGCAAUAGAGGAUUUUGAGCUUGCAUUAGAAAACUGUCCUACUCACAGAAAUGCAAGAAAAUACCUCUGCCAGACACUUGUAGAAAGAGGAGGGCAGUUAGAAGAAGAAGAAAAGUUUUUAAAUGCUGAAAGUUACUAUAAGAAAGCUUUGGCUUUGGAUGAGACCUUUAAAGAUGCAGAGGAUGCUUUGCAGAAACUCCAUAAAUAUAUGCAGAAAUCUUUGGAAUUAAGAGAAAAACAAGCUGAAAAGGAAGAAAAACAGAAAACAAAGAAAAUAGAAACAAGUGCAGAAAAGUUGCGUAAGCUCUUAAAAGAAGAGAAAAGGCUAAAAAAGAGAAGAAGAAAAUCGACUUCUUCAUCUUCAAGUGUUUCGUCUGCUGAUGAAUCAGUUUCUUCUUCAUCCUCUUCAUCUUCUGGUCACAAAAGGCAUAAGAAACAUAAGAGGAACCGUUCAGAGUCUUCUCGAAGUUCGAAAAGGCAUUCAUCUAGGGCAUCCUCAAAUCAGGUAGAUCAGAAUAGAAUAGAUGAAUGCUACCCUGUUCCAACUAAUACUUCAGCAUCUUUCCUUAACCAAAAACAAGAAGUGGAAAAACUGCUGGAAAAGCAAGAUAGGUCACAAUAUCAAAAGACACAGGUAAAAGAGAAAGAAAGAUGCCCACUCUCUUCAUCUUCAGUUGAAAUUCCGGAUGAUUAUGGAGGUAGGUCUGAAGAUUCAAAAGAUUUUUAUAAUAGCUAUAAAACCCAGGCAAGUAGCAGCAAAACCGAAAAGCCAUAUAAAUCAGAAAGAUAUUUUUCUGGUAGAAGAAAUUCCUCAGAUUCCUCCUGUAGGAAUUCAGAGGACAAGACAAAAAUGUAUGGUUAUAGGAGGUUUGAAAAAGAUACAGAGGGAAGGAAAGAGCACUACAGAAGGUGGGAACCAGGUUCUGGGAGGUAUUCUACUUCACCAGCAAGCUCAGAAUACUCUUGGAAGUCAGUGGAAAAAUAUAAAAAGUAUACUUAUUCUGGAUCACGUGAUUUCAGUAGACAUGAGCAAAGGUAUCGAUUAAAUACAAAUCAAGGAGACUAUGAAAGACAGGACAAUUACGGGGAGGAAAACAAAACAGAGGUUCCAGAAGAAGAGGAACUAAAUAACAAAGAGCAAUCAGAAAGCAGAAUUAAAAAAGAUUUACCUCAAAAUCUUCUCAAUAUAUUUAAUCAGAUAGCUGAAUUUGAAAAAGAAAAGGGAAAUAAGCCAAAAAAUUAAGAUGCCAAAAAAUCAGCACCAUUAUACUAAAUGCUGUUAAUAAAAACUUUGGGGUGUUUUAGUUACUAGUAGUCCAGUGAAAAUAUUACAGAAAGCAAAUGCUUUUUAGCUUUUCUCAAAUUUUAUGUUUCAGUUGUAGGCCCCUUGUCACAGCUUGAUUUUUAGGAUUUUCAUAAGUUUAUGUACAGUAUAUUUCUUAUUCUGACAGUAUAAACCACUUCACCUAAAGGUAAUUCUCUGAAUGUAUUGCUGCUUCAUUGUAUUAUGGGGUAUGAGAAUUCCUGGGCUCACCUGAACUCACUGUUUGAAAAAGAAUUAAAUUUUGUGUAUUGAACACUUUGUUUUCAUCAAACAUUAUUUUAAUUUUUUUCUGUUAAAUUAAAAGCCCACAGUUUUUGAAAGAGGUUAUAUGUUUGGUCCUUGAAUACUAGUUUAUAUCCAUCAUUUGUUUAAAUUUUUUAAAUUUUAAAAUGAUGUCUUAAUUUCCCUCUAAGGCCUGAUUUAAUUAAAAUGGGGAAUGGUUUUUUCUAUCCAGCUUAGUGAGUACCUUAGAAAUAGGACCAUGAAAGCUAAAUAGGAGCCCACCUCACUGCUCUAUUUCAUCUUACUGCUAAUAUUACAGCCAUAAGUAAAUUUUUAACCUUAAAUAUUGGCAAGACUCUUAGAGACCAUAUUCCAAGUGACAGUAAAUAAGAAUAGAAAAGAAUCCUAUUAGCACAUAGAGCUAUGGCAGAGAAGCAUGCUCUAAAUGUGGUUUUCUUUUAGGGAAAAAAAUAUUGGGAAACUAUUUUAGUACUGCAAAUGUUCAGUCAAGAAGGCACUAGGCAUGUUUUUAAAUAAGCUAGAGCUGGCUUGCAUUUAUGCUUUUAACUACUUCCUUGAUGCUUCCCCAGUGUCUCCUUUCUCAGGAUCUGAAUAAAUAACUUGACCAGCCAGAACCUGGCUUUACUCAAAUUUCAGCAGGUAGAGUUUAAAGAAGAAACUUGAAUUGUAAAUAGCUUCCCAGAUUUACUGAAAACAGUAUAGUGUACUCUUGGGAGAUACACAUAGAAAUCACAGGUGUUGGGUGUAUAAUAACUGUAGAAACUUUCCAAAAUAAGAUGUCACAAGCUGUCGAUCACAUGGGCUUUGAAUCCUGUUAUUCAUGAAACUAGGUGUUACAGGUGGAUAGGUAAACAGGUAUCCAUCUACAAAGGUCUACAUGAGGUAGAAUGAGAAGAAACUUGCAUCUCCUUAUUCCAUGUUGCAGUUCUUGCCAACAGUAAAAUACCAGAAUUUUAAGUUCUGAGCUUACUAUUUAUGUCCUUCAAACUCCAGUGAUGGGAACCUCAUGGAAAGUCUAAAAUUUGAAAAUUUGUUUUGCUAGGAAACAAGGAAAAGAAACCCUUGUCAGAAGCAAUAGAAAGUGGAAAUACAAAUGUGUCAGUUACUUAGGCAUUAUUCCUUGCACCCAGAAACACAUCUUAAGAUGAGUCUUCAUUUCUGUGUAUCAAGAACUUGGUGUCAUCUACCUAGUGAUGCUGCUAAAGAGUGAUAACUGCCUGGUGAUACAGCCUUUACCUUUUGGAAUGCAUAAUACAGUUUACUAUUUUACAUACAUUUUAUCACAAACCAUUUUAUUUUUUAAGCUUAUUUAUUUAUUUGAGAGACCGAGUUACAG